Molecule: messenger RNA, 1138 nt
Organism: Engraulis encrasicolus (European anchovy)
Lineage: Eukaryota; Metazoa; Chordata; Actinopteri; Clupeiformes; Engraulidae
Product: testis-expressed protein 26-like
Exons: 7
Coding region: 108-1007 (299 amino acids)
Cellular component (GO): cytoplasm
Source: RefSeq, a predicted model, not a curated record
UUUUCGUUGUCCUUUAUUCGCGCUGUUCCUCACUGCCUGGUCGAGGAACCAAAGAUAGAUGGAGGGUAUAUAGGGAGGAAGGGUUUGUUCACUGCGCUGAGGUCACCAUGGUCUCCGAUGAUGACUCCCAUCCGUGGGAUCCCUACCAGACAUCACACAAACGUGACUUCGUUCACUGGCCCAACACGUCAGAACCAUUGUACGGCACUCAAACUCCAACUUUGCAGCGAAAACCAUACGUUCCCACAAAAUCCCCCGAACACUUGGCAGCCACAGAAUACAGCGCUGCGUUCUGCUGGAAACCAGUGUGUAAACCCGAGUCUAUACGCACUGGCACAUCCUCAGGAACCAGAAGAAACAACCCUCAUCCCAAAGAGGAAUUCAUGGUAUGGAGGCUUCCUAGAGGGUUAAAGCAGUUGUCUGGUGGAACGCCUGGCCCAGAAUUCGCCACAGAGCAGCAGAUAGCUGAGGCCCUCUCUGCCCAGUACCGCUCCACAUACAGGACCAAUUACCUCGGCAUCCCUCAAGGUGCCCAGCCACCCAAGAAGCUAAAGCCCCUGCCGCUGGAGAACAAUCCUCCUUACACACUGAACACAGAGAUGCGCCACCAUUUCCAGAGGCCCACCGAGAAGCAGGAACUCCAAGGCAACACAACCCGCUACGGAUGCAACGCACGACAUGGACUUGCUCCAAAAGGAAUAGUCCCAACAGUGGUUAAUGGCCACAUCAAGAAUCAGGAGAAAGGGAAGCAGCUGACCACUUAUGACAUGCACUAUGGAGGAAAGACCACGGACAUCUCAGCAAUCCUAAGAUCGCUUAACCCACAUGAGCUGAUCCAGCUCUAUAAACACCUCUCUCCACAAGAUAAGAAUGCUGUGGAUGAGUUUCUGUCCAUGACUUCCAGUCCAGUGCCUCCUCAGGCCAUUAAGAAGAGACUUCACACACCAGCUUCACCCAAUCCAGCCCAGAAGCCAGCCUGGGUAUCCUACUGGCCGGGCCCCAUGUGAACACUGCACAAUUCUGUGGUGUAAUUUGGAAUAAUGACCUUAAAAACAUGGGCAAGCUGUCCAUUUCUAGGUGUUUGUGAAUAAACAAACAGUUGUUCUGCAUAUACACAACUGGCUUGGAACUGUCUUCA